Molecule: messenger RNA, 819 nt
Organism: Penaeus vannamei (Pacific white shrimp)
Lineage: Eukaryota; Metazoa; Arthropoda; Malacostraca; Decapoda; Penaeidae
Source: RefSeq, a predicted model, not a curated record
UUUUCCCAGAAGACGAUCUCACUCCAGGUGCAGAGGAUCGAAUCCCACGCGAUCAGUCAUGAAGGCUUUUGUUGCUAUUGUGUUUCUUCAGGUGUGCCAGCUUGGCCUGGGGAUCGAAAUGCCACCUUACAACGUAACCAGUUCUGCAGAUUCUUACGAGGAACGCGUGUAUCCGGCAAGGAAGUGGGUGUCGACCUUCCAAAGCGGAUCCGACAGCGGGCUCUUCAACAGGCUCUUCAACUACAUCGACGGUCAAAAUGAGGCAGGGAUAAAGGUCGACAUGACAGCCCCCGUGACAACGCUCUUCGUCCCGUGUCAAGACCUUCGAUGCGCGACCAACUACACCAUGAGCUUCUACGUCCCCGCCGCCCACCAGGACAGCCCGCCCACGCCCACCAGCGCUGACGUGUACAUCGAAGACAGGCCGCAGUUGCACGUGUUCUCGAGGCGGUUCCACGGGUUCGCCAGCCACCAGGACUACCUCAGCAACGCCGCGCAGCUCCACGACGACCUGGUGGCGGCCGGCGAGGAGGGCGUCGACUUCGAGACCUUCUACGCCGUGGGAUACGACUCUCCCUUCGUCAUCGUUGGCCGCAAUAACGAGGUCUGGUUCGUGAAGAAGUGAGGGGCGCAAGCAUCAGGGAAGCUGCUGUAUUUAUUGGCAUUAUUUAUUUAUUUAUUUUUAGUAACUGUAACGACUGCAGUUCGAAAUACCGAGGUUUGUUUGGGAAAAAAAAAAACGGACUUGGGAAGAAUCGCGAACUGCGGAGAAUGUAUUAACUGGUUGUUAUGCGUAAGGAAUAAAUGUGUUUUGAAAAA